Molecule: messenger RNA, 604 nt
Organism: Andrographis paniculata
Lineage: Eukaryota; Viridiplantae; Streptophyta; Magnoliopsida; Lamiales; Acanthaceae
Product: 60S ribosomal protein L27-like
Exons: 1
Coding region: 58-465 (135 amino acids)
Biological process (GO): translation
Cellular component (GO): ribosome; cytosolic large ribosomal subunit
Molecular function (GO): structural constituent of ribosome
Source: RefSeq, a predicted model, not a curated record
CAAGUUGAGAACCCUAACCCUUUCGCCGAUCGACAGAAGAAUCAUCCUUCGAGGAAGAUGGUGAAGUUCCUGAAGCCAAACAAGGCGGUGAUCCUCCUCCAGGGGCGUUUCGCCGGCCACAAGGCGACGAUUGUUAAGAAUUUCGAUGACGGCACGCGCGACCGGCCGUACGGCCACUGCCUCGUUGCCGGCGUCGCGAAGUACCCAAGCAAAGUGAUCCGCAAAGACUCCGCUAAGAAGCAGGCUAAGAAGUCGCGAGUAAAGGCGUUCAUCAAGGUGGUGAACUACAACCACAUCAUGCCCACGCGCUACACGCUCGACGUGGAUCUGAAGGACGUGGUGGCCGCGGACGCGCUCGUGUCGCGCGACAAGAAGGUGACAGCGUGCAAGGAGAUCAAAUCGAGGUUCGAGGAAAGAUUCAAGACUGGGAAGAACCGUUGGUUUUUCUCUAAGCUUAGGUUUUGAGGUGAUAGGGGAUUUGAUAUAUACCUCUUUUCUCUUCAAUUAUUCUACGAUUUCAUCCUGUUUCUAGCGUUUAAACGCAUUGAUUUUAUGCAAAUGAGUUUUUGGCAUAUUGAAUCCCUUAUAAUGCUCUGUUCUUGAA